AUGAGCUUUGCUAGUACAGAGCGUGUAAAUAAGUCAGAGGCAUCCAAAGGACUGUUUUGGUCAACUGCAAAAGAGGAGGGAGAUCUCCUCAGGAAGGCACAAGACGGCGAUGAUUCAUCCUCUUUGUUGUUGGGUGACAACCAAGGGGAACACCAAUUGGAUGGUGGAUUCUCUUCCCUCGAGGGAAUGCUACAGUGGGCUAUUGGCCAUUCAGAUCCAGCAAAGUUGAAGGAAACAGCAGAAGAUGCCCAGCGCUUGUCUCCAGAAGAGCUGAAGGCACGCCAGAUGGGAAUAACGGAACUAAUGGACAAAUUAAAGAUGCCUUCAGAUGCGCAAAUGAUGAAAACUGCAAUAGAUGACUUGAAUAAUUCGUCCGUGUCUCUCGAAGACCGUCAUCGUGCACUAGAGGAGCUCUUGAUACUUGUUGAGCCAAUAGAUAAUGCAAAUGAUUUGCACAAACUUGGAGGCCUCACUGCAGUCAUUGGAGAACUUGAUCAUCCUGACCCAGAAAUAAGGACUAUUUCGGCAUGGGUUCUUGGUAAAGCCAGUCAAAAUAACCCUGUUGUUCAGAAGCAGAUUUUGGAGCUUGGGCCGCUGACAAAGCUAAUGGAGAUGGUAAAUUCUACAUUCACUGACGAAGCCAUAAAAGCACUAUAUGCUCUUUCAGCCUUGAUUAGUAAUAAUCCUGAGGGACAAGAGUCGUUCUAUAGGGAAGCUGGACACUUGAUGCUUCAGAACAUUCUGAGCAACUCAAGCACAGAUAUCAGAAUACGGCGAAAAUCAGUGUUUCUUGUGGCCGAUCUGGUUGAAAGUCAAUUGGGUAGCAGUAACAAAGCGGAGCUGCCUUUUUUCAGCAACCAAUUGUUCUUAAAGUCUGUGGUUGAUCUAAUAGCAACACCAGACCUUGAUCUCCAGGAAAAGGCUCUAUAUGCAGUAAAAAACCUAUUACAGCUAAGGUCUACGGAGGCUCUUGUCUUCAAAGAAGUAUGUAAAUUGGAUGUGACAUUGGAGACAAUGAAGCAACAGUUGCAGCAAUUAAUGGUUGAAGAGAAUUUUAAAGAGUACGCAGUGGAUGUGGAAAGUCUUAGAAGAGAAGUGGAGCUGAUUUUCUUGGGAAAGCUCGAUAAGGUGGAUAUGCAAGUUCCAACAUGA
Molecule: messenger RNA, 1152 nt
Organism: Fraxinus pennsylvanica
Lineage: Eukaryota; Viridiplantae; Streptophyta; Magnoliopsida; Lamiales; Oleaceae
Source: the annotation of a GenBank genome assembly